AUGACCGUGCAUAAUUAUUGUCCAUCACAUGACACGCACCUUUUUACUUGCCCUCAGGAACAAGCUUUAAUCAACAUCACUAGCCCCCCUGGUCACGUUCACAAGCUAAUCUACCUACUAAUCACUGCCUCAUCACCCCCCGAAACCGCGUCUAAUUCAAAAGCGGCAGUGCUACCAAACCCUGUGCCGCAGAGGUGGCGGCACGGCCCGGAUCAUCAACAGGGGUCCAAGUACCUACAUACCCACAUGUAG
Morchella importuna is the source of this 252-nucleotide messenger RNA. RefSeq lists its product as uncharacterized. The coding region runs from base 1 to 252 and encodes 83 amino acids. The record is from RefSeq and is a predicted model, not a curated record. NCBI's taxonomy places the organism in Eukaryota, Fungi, Ascomycota, Pezizomycetes, Pezizales, Morchellaceae. The transcript is spliced from 2 exons.